This is a messenger RNA of Hyaloscypha bicolor E, 4362 nucleotides long. Its product is annotated as Trs120-domain-containing protein. Gene Ontology annotation, cellular component: trans-Golgi network. The transcript is spliced from 2 exons. NCBI's taxonomy places the organism in Eukaryota, Fungi, Ascomycota, Leotiomycetes, Helotiales, Hyaloscyphaceae. Bases 1 to 4362 code for a protein of 1453 amino acids. The record is from RefSeq and is a predicted model, not a curated record.
AUGCUGGAUCAACUCUCCCCCGCUGCACCUGCCAGAGUGCGAGUGGUCCUCCUCCCCAUCGGGCAGAUCAAGCGCGCUCGGUUCCUCAGCUUCGUUGACAGAUUACAGCCUGAGAAUGUUGUGCGAUUGGGGGACAUCAGUCCAGAUGGACGGCCGAAUAGGAACAUGUUCUCACCUCUAGCUUUCCCGACGGGAAUGAUUGUGUACGAUCUCACGACUUUCUACCCUCCGAACACCCAUCUCAGCCUCUCGCCCUUCGAGCUGUACCGCGAGCCUCUGGUUAUUCUCGCCCUGGCAGAUGGCGUAGAGCUGAACCAUGUAUCAUAUCGAGGGAAGACGAGAAGGAGUCUCAAUGGAAAUGGACCCCCUCGGCCAGAGCAUAAUAUGCGAGAACUAUACCAGGAUUUGGAGGAUCUCCGGGACAGAUAUCCAAAGGCACUGGUGCAUCAAUUGCUGUUGUUCGACUUCACCUUAAAGGAGAAUGCUGCUGCUCUACCGGAAGGCUUAAUUGCAGUACCACCUGCGGAGAAAUGCAAGAUAACAACCAUGAAGACGAUCAUGUGCGAUAUAUCUUCAAUGCUGCUGGCAGAGAUGACAACACUGGCCAAGUCGCUUCAGGCCUUGAACACCAUCGACUCUCCAAGCAAUUCCCAGGUCAGUCGUCAGCACAAUGGAUCUUCUUGGCCAACAAUACAGGGUGAGAUGCUCUCGCGGCGGAAUUCCCAAUAUUCAUUACCAGAGGAUUCCCGGUCGUCAUCACCGGCUGGAAGUGUUGAUCGGAGCCAUGUCCGAAUGUCAAUGCCUGUUUUUCCACCUGGCGCAGGUUCCAAUUCCUCAACACCGUCUGGUCGGCCUACUACGCCUAUGAAUGGCAUACCAUCUGAUGGCUCAAGUACCUUUGAUGACACUGUGGGCCCAAAUGGUUCCCCCAGAAAUCUACAGAGAAACGUUCACCCUCGCCUAACUCCUGAUCUCCGAAGCUCCAGCAGCGAUCGAGUCUCAGUCCAGGGGUUUGGAUCUAACAGCAUCAGUGAACGCUCAAGAAAUAAAGGCAAGAGUCGAGUUGGUAUUGUGAUAGGCUCGCUCUACAUGAUAGCUGGAAGAUGGGGAGAUGCCUUGAAGGAGUUGAUUGAUGCCGCCUACAUCGCAAGAAAUAACCUCGAUCACUUGUGGCAUGCCAAAGCCCUUGAUAACAUCAUUGUCUGCAUGCUCAUGAUUGCUUGGACUGGCCUAGACUUCCAGAUCCCCCAAAUCUGCUACGUUUCUACCGAUCAGAAAGCAGUGAUCCCAAUUACUGCUGCGGAUCAGCAAAAAAGUCCAACAAGUAAUCGCCUGGUUGCUUUGCAAAACCUAUCUGCACUGCUUCCAGAGCUGUUAGACAGGAUCCUAAAUCUCUAUACCAGAGCCGCCAACAAUACUGGAGAGUCAUUACCUCAAUAUCCAUUCUCCGAGUCUGUGAUCCGGUUUUCGAAGUUACUUUCAGCGAUUCAUCUAGCUGGCGGAGUUCUGGACGACGAUGUCUUGCAACUACUGGUUCGAGGAACGCCCAUCAAAAAAAGCCCGAACCUCACUACACCUCGAUUGAAUAUCCGCCCUGCAAGAACAGAAAUCAUCACUAUCUUAUUCCGAGCAUUUCCAACGACAUCAUCACCAGAGAAUUUACCUGUCGUCGACAGGACUAUAAUUUUGAGUGGAAUUGCAUCGGUCCUUGGUUCAUUAGGCUAUCAUAGGAAGAAGGCGAUGGUAACCCGUGAGUUGGUUUACGUUCUCAUACCAGGUUUGGUUCAGGCGAGACUAAAAGGAGCUGCUGAGAUGGGGGUCCAUCCUGCUGCUGGAUUGGCUGCCCUGAGUAAUGUCAAUGGCAAUACGAACGGGGCAGGAGCCCUCGAUUUGGGCGAAGGAGAUGUGGAGGUUGGAGUGGAUACGUUCCUCGGCUCACUCGGCCAAGCGUAUGGCGUUGUUGCGUCCAAGUUGAGUGCUGCGGAAGACGACUCCAUCGAUGAUUCAAAUGAGGCAACGAUUGCAAGAAUCGUACAGAAUGCCUCUAUCCGGUCUUUCGGUGGCCGAAACCUCAAGCUGGAUGUCCUUCGAUCAUGCAUCAAUUUCUCAGAAGCAUUACCGGAUUUUAACGGCGUUCUGAAGUUUACAGCGGACUUAUUACGGACUGCUGGCAGCGGAGUGGCACCUGGACCUCGGAGUGAGGAUGCAUCGCCUUCGAUGAGUCGAGACGAGCAAAUUCGGCUUGCAACAAACAUAUCAAGAACACUUGGCGCAGCCAGGAACCUGGGCGUCAAGAACUUGACCGCUGAAUACUGGGACGAAUUCCUGGUCAGGGGCGUGGAGCUUGAGGCCUUGGCACCAACUCGAACGCCCAUACCACACACACGCAAUGAACUUCCGGGUGCAUCCGCUGUUGCAGCAUCACGAGAAGUCAACCCAUUUAUCUAUAAUCCAUUUUUACGGACUCCGGAUACUGCAGCCGUGGAUCAUCUGCUGGUUGCUGGAGAAGGAGCGAUUUUCAAAGUUACUCUGCAGAAUCCAUACGAGUUUGAUAUUGAAAUCGAGAAUCUCAGGCUUGAGUCGGAAGGAGCUGAGUUUGAGUCUGGGACACAGAAGACCGUAAUUGGCCCUUACCGAACUCAGAUUCUCACGAUAUUUGGAACUCCAAAGGCUUCUGGCCAAUUGAAGAUAACUGGAUGCGUCAUCCGAGUCAGGGGAUGUAGGGAAAGACGGUUCCCUAUAUUUGAAGAGCCUUGGUCACCCCGGGGAGAAGUGAAGAUCAAAACCAUUGGCGUCGCAGCACUUUUCAAGGAAAAGGAUCGUCCCACCAGUGUUGGCUCAGGCUCCAUUACGGCUACUUCGUCUAUAAUUCCGCCGAAGGCCACGUCCCUAGGACUGAAUGUAAUCGACAGACAACCCGUUGUGAUUGUCAAAUCCACCACUCUGUCCCAGUCUGCAGUCAUGGUAUUAGAAGGAGAGCGCCAGACAUUUUCGAUCACGCUACAAAAUUUAUCGAAAGAAACGCCAGUAGAUCUACUCUUGUUUUCAUUCAAAGAUUCAACGCAAGGACCUCUCCAGCAAGCAAUGAGCAAUCGCGAAGCUUCCGCGGCAGAACUGUAUGAAUGCGAAUUAAUAUAUGCUCGCAAACAAGCCCUGCGCUGGAAGAUGAAAGAUAGUGAGAAACUGUAUAUUGAUCCUGGUGGGACAGCAACGUUUGAGAUGGAGAUUCUUGGUAAGCCUGGGCUCACAAGUGCCGUUGUGCAAAUCGAUUACGCCCAUCUUGGUGUACCUGCCGGUGACGUGCAAGACAAGUUCCACACAAGGCAAGUGAGCCUGCCACUGACCGUUACCGUCAACGCCAGCAUUGAGCUGGCGAGGAUGGAUGUUCUGCCCCUUACAGGUAGCAUUCCGAGAUCUCUUUGGUCGAAUGUCAACGGCGAAGACGAAGAUGAGACUUUCACGCCAGAUGACUAUUGUCUUCUCCUGCUCGAUCUUCGAAACGCUUGGCCGUGCCAGCUCCAGGUUCAUCUUAAUAUCGCCAACGGUGGUGCCAUUGAUGAAGAGAUCCUUCCUGGCAACACAUCCCGUAUAAUGUUUCCAAUUCGCCGGGUCCUCCUUGAAGAUCCAUCAGCAUCGAUACCAGCACUUGAUCCCUCACGAGCAAGACAGUUCGUCGUGAGCACCGGCCGAGUAUCUGCUGAUACAGAACGAGCGAGCCGCGAAGCAUUCUGGUACCGGGAGGAAAUCCUCAAGAUCCUUCACGGCGCCUGGGUUACAAAAUCAGGGCCUCAUAGGUAUGGCGAGAUCGAACUUCGAGGGCUCAGGUUGACUCCGCGCAUGAUUGAAGCCCUCAAGAUCGACGAUAUCGGUAUUGAACUUUCUGUCAACGGUAUUGGAAGUCGUGACUUAAAGCAGGAGCUUUUCACAGACAGCUUCUCUGAGCUCAAAGUCAAGAUCACGAACCGAACUUCAGGUACAAUAUCCCCAUUCCUUCGCAUCCAGCCUUCAAUCAGGAAUCAACCACACAAUAUUUCGCUCGACCUGUCAAAGAAGCUAGUCUGGAACGGCAUCCAACAAGAAGUUCUCCCCGACCUCCCAGGCCACGAAACCGCCGAGAUCCGUAUUGGGCUAACGCCUCUCGCGAGAGGCGAAUUCGAAAUCAGCGCCUCCGUAGAAGAAGCUCGACUCCAAGAGUCUCCCCAUGACGAAAAGCCAACUGAGGGAAGGAGACCGAGAGCAAAUACAAGGACGAUGAUGGACGCUAUUCUUGGCGCGAAAGAGAGGAGGAUUUGGCAUUCGAGAGAGCCGUGCAUUGUUUUGGUCCGGGAUGAGGACAGUGAUGAUGAUGACAAUGAUGAGUAA